This is a messenger RNA of Andrographis paniculata, 1446 nucleotides long. Its product is annotated as protein JINGUBANG-like. The record is from RefSeq and is a predicted model, not a curated record. Lineage: Eukaryota; Viridiplantae; Streptophyta; Magnoliopsida; Lamiales; Acanthaceae. The transcript has a single exon. Gene Ontology annotation, molecular function: protein binding. Bases 9 to 1298 code for a protein of 429 amino acids.
CGACGACAAUGUCCAAAGCCGACGGCAAGGACAAGGACAGGUUCUCCGUCUCCGGUGGCGGCACCGACGACGGCCGGAGCAGCACGAGCUCGGCCUACGACCCCAAUCGCCUGAGCGGGGAAGGCUCCCCGAUGAUGAUGUCCCCGUGGAACCAGACGACGACGACGCCCUUCACCACCUCGACGUUCUCCGACACCCCGAGCCUCGUCGGAUCCCUCGUCCGGGAAGAAGGCCACAUCUACUCACUCGCCGCCACAGGCGGCCUCCUCUACACCGGCUCCGACAGCAAGAACAUCCGCGUCUGGAAGAACAUGCAGGAAUUUGCGGCAUUCAAGUCCAACAGCGGCCUCGUGAAGGCCAUCGUCAUCUCCGACGACACCAUUUUUACCGGCCACCAGGACGGGAAGAUCCGCGUCUGGAAGGGCGGCGGUGGCGGUGGGAGCCAUAAACGGGUGGGGACAAUGCCGACGUUUUUUGCUGUGUUUAAGGCGUCGAUCAAGCCGAGGAAUUACAUCCGGGCGGCGGUGGCGGCGCGGCGGGGGAAGGCGGCAUGGAUCAGGCAUGGCGACGCAGUGUCGUGCCUGAGCAUGAACAAGGAGAAGGGGCUGCUCUACUCGGCGUCGUGGGACAGGACGUUUAAGGUGUGGCGGGCCGAGGACUUCAAGUGCAUGGAGUCUGUCAGGGCGCACGACGACGCCGUCAACUCCGUGGUGGCGGCGGCGAACGGCGUGGUGUUCACCGGCUCGGCGGACGGGACGGUGAAGGUGUGGAAGAGGGAGGAGGUCGGGAAGCUGAUCCGCCACGCGCCGGCGCAGACGCUGCUGAGCCAGGAGUGCGCGGUGACGGCGCUUGCGGUGAACGCGCCGGGGACGGUGGUGUACUGCGGCGCGUCGGACGGGGCGGUGAAUUUCUGGGAGGUGGAGAAGCACCUGAUGGCGCACGGCGGCGUGCUGAAGGGGCACAAGCUGGCGGUGCUCUGCCUGGCGGCGGCGGGGAGUUUGGUGUUCAGCGGGUCGGCGGAUAUGACGAUCUGCGUGUGGCGGAAGGAGGCGGCGGCGGUGCACACGUGUCUGUCGGUGCUGACGGGGCACACGGGGCCGGUGAAGUGCCUGGCGGUGGAGGCGGACGGGGAAGAUGAUCGGAGAUGGGUGGUGUACAGUGGGAGCUUGGAUAAAUCGGUGAAGGUCUGGAGCGUGCCGGAAAUGUCGCCGGACUUACAUCAGCUGUCGCUUAUGCGAAUUAGGGAUGGUCAUGGCGACGAGAGAUGGGAUUCUAUUCCAUCUCAAAAAUAUUUUUGAUUUGUUUAAAGAAAUUAUAUUAGCUUUCGUACUCAAAUCAAUAGGUGUGGAGAGGUCUUUCGAUUUUGUAAGUAAAGAGAGUUCUCACAUUUUUUAGGUGGAAGAUGUUCAACAAUUAGUUGCCCUAACAUCGGUUUUUCUUGAUAAA